AUGCACAAUAAAAGGGAAAAAAUAGUUGUAGGUCUUUUGUCUGUGGGUAUUCUGUCCUUGUGGGUCUUCUGUCUGUGGGUCUUUUGUCUGUGGGUCUUCUGUCCUUGGGUCUUCUGUCUGUGGGUCUUCUGCGUCGACACGAAUAUAUAUUUUAAACAUGAAAAUAAUUUAAUUAUGAAGAAAUUGGAGUAAUUUGGUUUAUCUUCUUGUUAAUAAAAACUUUUGGAGUAACAUGUAUUUGUGGAGUUGGUGAAUUAUUAGAUAUUUUUUUAAAAAAUUUUUUGAUUAAAUUAAAUUCUUUUAAAUAAGCGUCUCUGUAGUCAGAACUUUAAAAUAAAAAUAAAUUUUAGCAUUAUCAUGUUUUAUACGUCCAAAUAAAUGUUUUUCAAGAGUUUCAUCAGUUUUAAAAUAUAUUAUGG
Molecule: messenger RNA, 419 nt
Organism: Meloidogyne enterolobii
Lineage: Eukaryota; Metazoa; Nematoda; Chromadorea; Rhabditida; Meloidogynidae
Source: the annotation of a GenBank genome assembly